Messenger RNA from Fraxinus pennsylvanica, 585 nucleotides. The record is from the annotation of a GenBank genome assembly. NCBI's taxonomy places the organism in Eukaryota, Viridiplantae, Streptophyta, Magnoliopsida, Lamiales, Oleaceae.
AUGAAUGGACAUGAAGCAAUGGUAAUGAACUCCCAUCACUUCCUGAUCCUCCUUUGCCCUUUCCAAAGCCAUAUCAAUCCCUCUCUUCAGCUAGCCAAAAACCUGGCACGCAAUGGUGUAAAGGUCACCUUAGUCACCACAAACCGUGGCCUCAAACAAAUGAAAUCUCUUCCAACCCUCAAGGGAUUGUCGUGUGCCUCUUUUUCCAAUGAAAAGGAUGAUGAUUACCAAUCCCACAAUGGUUUUUAUAGCUAUGUUGAGAGUUUGAGGAGCAUAGGCUCCCAAAUUCUCAUGAAUCUUAUCAAGAAGUUUUCGGACGAGGGCCAACAGUGUGCAACCGCUUUUACCAUUUAUCACCGCUUCUUCAAUAGCCAAGAAGGUAUACACGGCCGAAUGGAUCCCUCGGUUUCAAUAAAAGUACCAACGUUGCCAUUGUUUUCCUCUAGUGACUUACCCACAUUUCUCCUUCCGAAUAGUCCCUCGAGUGGUUUCUUGAUCCCUGUGAUGAAAGAACAUAUACAGGUCUUGCCGUCUUGGAACAAUAUCCCAGAUCCUUUGUUCUUAUUAAUACCUUUGAAGAAUUAG